AUUGGCGACAUCAGAGCCAAGGAGAGUGUGGGCCUGGCGGGUGGCUCAGCUGGUUAGAGCAUCGUGGGGACCCACCUAGGAUGCGUGUUUGAUCCCCAUUCAGGGCACAUGCAAGAAUCAACCAGUGAUGCAUCAUUAAGUGGAACAACAAGCCAUGUUUCUCUCUCUCUCUAAAGGUCCCAGGGCAGUGGCAGAAAUGCUUAUGGACCCUACACAGGGCCAUGUGGUCUUUGAGGACGUGGCCAUCCAUUUCUCCCAGGAGGAGUGGGGGCUCCUUGAUGAGGCUCAGAGACGCCUGUACCACAAUGUGAUGCUGGAGAACUUUGCACUUUUGUCCUCUGUAGGUAGUUGGCAUGGAGCCCAGGAUGAGCAGGCACCUGUGGAGCAAGGUGAUUCUAUUGGAGACUCACAGAUCAGGACUCCAAAGCCAGAUCUUUCCACCCAGAAGGCCAAAUCCUAUGAGAUGCAAGAUAUUUUGCAACUGGCCGAGCACAAUGGGAUGUACCGUGAUCAAGGCCUACACAUUUGUGGGACAGAUCUUUACCAGCAGCAAAUGGAGCAGAUUGGAGACAAAGUCUCCAGAAGGGAUGAAGGGAGGCCUUCAUCUGUGAUAAAUGGCAGUGUUCACAUGACAGAGAGGAUCUUAGCAUGCAGCGAAGAUGGGAAGGACUUCCCAGCUAGCACAGGACUCCUCCAGCACCUGGCUCCUCACAGUGGGUGGAAGCCACAUGGGGACACCGAGUGCAGAGAGGCCUUUGGAAAUAGACAGAAUGAUUACAAGUGCUCUCAGUGUGGGAAAGGCUUCAGCAGAAAACAGAUACUUGUGCAGCACCAGAAAAUCCACACUGGAGUAAGGCCUUAUGAGUGCAGCAAAUGUGGGAUGGCCUUCAUUAGGAAGUUCCACCUUGCUCAGCACCAAAGAGUCCACACUGGAGAAAAACCUUUUAAGUGCAGUGAAUGUGGCAAAUUUUUUAGGUACAAGUCCACACUCAUUGGUCACCAGAGAGUCCACACUGGAUCAAGCCCUUACGAGUGUAGCAAAUGUGGGGAAUUCUUUAAGUAUAAAGCCAAUUUCAUGAAACAUCAGAGAAUUCACGAUGGAGAAUGGCCUUAUGAGUGCAGAGAAUGUGGAAAAUUCUUUAGGUACAACUACAGACUGAUAAGACAUGAGAGAGUUCACACUGGAGAAAGGCCUUAUGAAUGCAGUGAGUGUGGGAAAUUUUUCAGGUACAGCUCCACAUUCAUUAGACACCAGAGAGUUCACACCACAGAAAAGCCUUAUGGUUGCAGCGAAUGUGGCAAGUUCUUUCGGUACAACUCCACACUCAUCAAACAUCAGAGAGUCCACACUGGAGAAAGGCCUUAUGAGUGCAGUGAAUGUGGGAAGUUCUUUAGGUACACUUCCACACUCAUUAGACAUCAGAGAGUUCACACUGUCGAAAGGCCUUAUGAGUGCAGCUUAUGUGGGGAAUUCUUUAGGUACAAGUCCAAGCUCAUUAAACAUUGGCAAAAUCACACUGGAGCAAGGCCUUACGAGUGCAGCGAAUGUGGGAAAGCCUUUAGGUACCACUGCAGACUCAUUAGACAUAAGAGAGUCCACACUGGAGAAAGGCCAUAUGAAUGCAGUGAGUGUGGGAAAUUCUUUCGAUACAACUCCAACCUCAUUAAACAUUGGAGAAAUCACACUGGAGAGAGGCCUUAUGAGUGCAGCGAAUGCGGGAAAGCCUUUAGCCACAGACAUAUACUUGUUGAGCAUCAAAAAAUCCAUACUGGAGAGAGGCCUUAUGAGUGCAGCAAAUGUCAGAAGGCCUUCAUUAGAAAGUCCCACCUUGUUCAUCACCAGAAAAUCCACAAUCAAGCCAGGUCUGUGAGCACCGUGAAUGUGGGGAACUCCUCAGCUACAACUCCAUCUUCAUUAAAUAGAAUUCACACUGGCAAAGACCUUGUGAGUGCAGAGAAUAUGGUAAAUCUUUUAGGUAGCACUCUAAACUCAUUACACUGGAGAAGCACCACUUUAUGAGUUCAUAUUGGAUUAGGGCCUUCUGAGUACAACAAGAACAUCUUUAGGUGCAACUCCAGCCCCAUAACACAUCAGAGAUUUCACAAUGGAGAAAGACGGUAUGAGUGCAGUGAAUAUGGGUAUUUGUUCAACUAAAGUUCCAACCACAUUCUGGCACCAAAAGUUCAUGCCAGGGAGAAUAUUGCAGAUGGUGAAAAACUUUGGCCAAAUAUCUGCUUUAAUUUAUCCCCAGGAACUACUGUUAAAUAGUUUGUUCUUCUUUAACAUUUUUAAAAUUGUGGUAAAAUACAUGAAACAAAGUUUACCCUCUAGCAUUUUAAUUGUACAGUUUAGUCAUGUUAAAAAGUCACAUAUUUGUGCAACUAAUCUCCAGCAUUUUUUUUCUUGCAAAACUGCAACACAAAGUUUGUACUCAUUGAACAACGCCUCCUACCCUGGCCCUAUUGCACUAGGCAACCACAUUUUACUUUCUGUCUCUGAAUUUGACUACUCUAGAUACUUCAUCUAAGUGGAAUCAUACAGUAUUUGUGUUCUUGUGAGUGGCUUAUUUUGCUUAGCAUGAUUUCCCUACGUUGAAGCACUUGUCAACAUUUUUUUCUAUUUUUAGAAGGAAUUGGGGUUGAUCCACCUAAGACAUGGGGAAUGGUGCUUGAUGGAGUCAGUACAGCAUUGCCAGAUGUUAUGAUAUUUUGAGAGGAAGAGGAGAUAUAGAUUUUAUAUGAAAUCUUACCUGCUUUAUUGAUACAUUGACAUAAGUUGUAUUUAUUAAUAGUUAAAAUGUAUUUUCAUAGUAUGUGUGCACAAUGGGACCGUCACCAAAGUCAUGAAAAUGAAUAUAUCCAUUGCCCUAUAGUGUUUUUUAAAAUUGAUUUUUUGGGAGAGCGAAACAUGUAUUUUUGUUGUUCCACUUAUGUAUGUGCCC
Molecule: messenger RNA, 2942 nt
Organism: Miniopterus natalensis
Lineage: Eukaryota; Metazoa; Chordata; Mammalia; Chiroptera; Miniopteridae
Biological process (GO): regulation of transcription by RNA polymerase II
Cellular component (GO): nucleus
Molecular function (GO): DNA-binding transcription factor activity, RNA polymerase II-specific; RNA polymerase II transcription regulatory region sequence-specific DNA binding
Source: RefSeq, a predicted model, not a curated record